Molecule: messenger RNA, 4946 nt
Organism: Tuber aestivum (summer truffle)
Lineage: Eukaryota; Fungi; Ascomycota; Pezizomycetes; Pezizales; Tuberaceae
Source: the annotation of a GenBank genome assembly
CUCUUGAGGGAAGAACGUUUCACAAAUUUCUUCUCAAGAAUAGAGAUUUAUGGAAAUAAUCUUGCCUACUUGUUAAGUCAAUUUCCUAGCCUGCAGAAAGAUGAUUACAAUUCAUCGUUAUUACAAGAAACUAUCCAAGCAUUUACUCUCUCAUUUCUCGCCGAAAGGUUCGAUGACAUGAAAUCUAGGAAGGCAGCCGCAAAAAUUGUCGUCUCGGUGGUAAAAUUAUCGCAUCCGAGGACUCUAGGCAAUUUUGGUGUAAGAUUAGGAGCUCUUCCGGAUAUAUUGCGGGUUUUGAUUUCGGAGGGGCAUAUACAAGAGCUGGCGCAAACACACAAUCAGUGCUUUGAAGAUCUCAUUUCCGAACCCCAGGCCGGGGAGCAGUGGGUUAAAUUUAUUAUGGAUCUCUGCAAUGGAUGCGGGGUUCACAGGUCAGGGCCUAGGAGAGCCGGCGGCACGGAGUUGGCGAAGUUUAUUCGCACUGUUCCUUGUAAAUUCUGUCCUUCUAGCAUUUCCUUUGAUUGUGGACCUAGCCAGGGCCCUGAGGGGGAACAUAAGCCAUCCCGGGACCACCGUUUCGGAUUAAACGCAGAGUCAAAUGUCUUCAAAUGCCUCUUAGGCGAGCCUCUGGGGCCAUGGAAGGUCAUUCUUUCCCAGCAUGCACUUGAGAAUCUGGGAACAGGGGAUACUCAAGGUACUCGUUCCACGGAACCGAAGGAUUUGAAAAUUGCUGAUAUCGGUUAGACGAUUCUGAGAGUAUUUUGCAUAAGCUCCGAGAUCUGGCCUCCGGGGACUGGGGGGGAAAAAAAAUAUUGCAUAGAGCAAAGUGGCGCAACUCACCGAGUUAUCGAAUCCCUCUAUUCCAAGCUUUCUACAAAACCGGGCAUUUUAUAUUGUGGCAAAUUGAUACCGCUUUUGAUGAAAGGUUCGACAAAGAUUGCCAGGUUAUAAAAGGUCCGAGCCCUGUGAAAUAUCCCCAUAGGCAGAGGGCUAACGACAAGUGACCACGGUUUAGUAUGGACUAUUGGAAAACCUAAAAAUGUACGUAUUUAGUCCGGGGAUGAUGCAGAUAAGGUGAUACUAAGUUGCAGCAGCUCGAUGAGAUUGCCCUGCAGAUUUAUCGGACACAGCAAGUUUAUGCAAAAUCUCGGGUGAGAGCUUGCAACAGAAACGAUUUGGAUGGGUCACGGGAGAUCAGGUAUCCAAAGAGGGUAUGCUUGGGUGACGAAGAAAGUGGUGUUUUGGAGGUUGAUGGCACUAGCGAUGAGGUUUUCGGUGAUUCGGUGCAGCUAGGUAAGGAAGUCAGAAUAGUCCCACACGAACUGUUCCCGCGUGGGGGUGCUAAAAUCGCGGUUGAUAGAGAAGUUUUAUAGUCUUACUACGACUGUUCUGGAUAACAUUACUUCUACAACUAAAAACGUGGCAUACCCGGUCGACAUAUCGGCAGAGGAGGCCAAGGUAGUGGAUCACUAUUUACCCCCAGAGUUUGUUUUCGGGGGAAGUGGGGCGGGAAAAACCACCUGCUUGAUUUAUAAGCUAGUAGGGAGAUAUUUAUUAUCUAGAUCGGAGAGGGAAGAACCAUUGAGACAAGUAUGUGUUUGCAUGAAGUCUAAGAUUAGGUCAUACCCCGGGGGUGUCAUGCCGGCUAAGCUAACAAUAUAGGUCUUGUUAACAAAGUCAAAGAGAUUGGUGGAGAAGUUGAGAGUCAAUACUCGCGGACUGCUUGAAGCGAAAUUGGGUGAAAGGGAAGAGCCAACUGAGGGUAGUUAUGCCCAAGACGAUUUCGAUGACAACACAAGAAAGCAGUUCUUAUCACUCACCAAUGCGGAUUUCCCGCUUGUAUGCACCUUUGAUUACUUGCUAAGACUCAUUGAGAAUAGUAUUCGGUUUGUUGCUCCGCCCCGGAAAAGCUGUUACUUUGUAGUGACAUACGGAGCCGCUCUUAGAGAACAGGAAAACCGACAACGAUACAUAGGGAUAAACAGUUCUAAAUGCACCGGCGUUGUUGACUUUAGAAGGUUUAACACCGAGUACUGGAGGCCUCUUAGCCAUAGAUUAAAGAGCGGCAUUCCGGUGGAUUUAGUAUUUCUUGAAAUCAUGGGAGUCAUCAAGGGAUCAGCUUCGCCAGCCACAAACUUCAAGCCCUUAUCGCGGGAAGAAUAUCUAGGGGGGUUUUUGAGAACGACUCCAAGUAUUAUCCCAGAGCGAGGGAUGGACGCUGUGUAUAACUUGUACGAAUGGUAUGAACGGGCUAAGAAGGAACGUGGCGAAAUUGAUCAGGUGGAUAGGGUUCUAAAGGUUAUGAAGACUUUGGAGGCAUUCAAAUCCUCGGGGGCAUAUGAAGACAUUGUAUUCGAACAGAAGAUUCGGAGCAUGCUAGACGAAAUUUAUGUGGAUGGUGAGCAUUUCUACCGCGAAAAUACUAGCUUUGGGGGGUGUUAAAAAAACACAGAGGUACAGGAUCAGCGAACGUCAGAUAUAAGGAUGCUUUUGACCCUAGUGGAGCAUCCUUGGGGUGUACAUUUUGGUAUGAUAUGGUUCUCUCUAUUUUCUGCCCUUCCCUCCCGACUCCCAGUUCUCACCCGCGAGCAGCGGGCGAUACGGCCCAGUGUAUAUCUAAAGACGCCCUUUUCCGGUUCCCGAAUGCGAAAUCCCUGUUUUAUGAACGCUUCGUGGGCAGCGCAUGGAAGAAGGGAGAGAUAAAGCCAACGUUGCAUCAAUUAUCGCACAACUUUAGAUCGCAUGAAAAAAUUUUGAAGGUUGCCUCCUUAGUGAGGGACCUCAUGUAUAGUGGUAUGCCGUUUCCCGGUACGCCCCACUGCCUUGCGUUAUGCUUAUGAAAUGACCUAGGCUUUCCGGGUUUGGUAGAUAAAUUUGAGCUUGAAAUUGGGGUUGCCCGCGGUCCUAGGCCCGUACUUUAUGGUAACCCCCUCCAUACACUUACCGGCAGCUACCCUAUGUACUAAUUUUUGAAGUUGGAGGCAACAUUACGGAUAUACUGAGGUCCGAAGAGGAAGUGGAAGACCCCCCGGAAUCGGGUGCCCAGGACGGGAGGUCCACUGAAUAUGGAGAAGUGCGUGUUAUUCUGGUUCGGGAUGAAGAAACACGGGACAAGCUGCGAACCGAACUCGGAAGGUCUUCAUUAGUAUUAACUAUUCUCCAGAGUAAGGGCAUGGAGUUCGAGGAUGUUUUACUCUAUGAUUUCCUUAGUACUAGUGCGUACAGCCAUAAACUAGGGAUCUUAGAAGAUAUUCACAAGUUUGAAUAUCAAGACAACGUGGGUAACUAAUGACUUAUAUCGUAGAAGAGAUGCUAACCACGUCACAGGGGCUCUUUUCAGAAUUGAAGGUAGUUUGGCAGUAGUUAGCUCCUUAUUUUAGAUUUAACGCACCCGCUAAUUCUACGGGGAUACAAAGCACUUAUAUGUUGGAGUGACGAGAGCUCGAAACAGACUGUGGAUAUUGGAAAGCAACAGACGUGUCUUACAGCCAAUGGAACGCCUGUUCAAUCCAACAGGGGGCCAGUCACUGCUAAAGAUUUCCACGGAACUGGAUACAGGGGUAUGUCCUGAACCCCACUGGAUUGUCCACUCUGACAUCCCUAGGUUUCGCAAAUGCGUGAGCGGUUGUCUAGAGGAACGACGAUCAGUAGUUUCCGAUGGAGGGAAAUGGGGUGUCAGAUGAUUGAAGAAAACCAAUAUUCUGAAGUUCGUUGGUAUAUGUUAUGUUUUCAAAAAAAAAAAAAAGAACUGAUUAGCUCUCUUCUAGGCUCUCCGCUGCUUUGAGCGUGCUGAGGAUCCAGAUGGCAUAACUUUGGCCAAUGCAUAUAUUACUGAAGAAAAAGGACUCACCGCCAGAGAUCACGGGUUGUCUGAAGAGGCAAAUCUACAUUUCUUAGAGGCAUCAGAGCUUUUCCUAAAAGCCGAUAGCAUCGCGAAGGCAGUUCAAUGCCGGAAGGCAGGGGGCGAUCCAAAAGGAGCAAUUAGUGAGUAAAUCCUAAGGGAAGAUCGAAACCUUAAAGGCUUAAACAAUAUAGGGAUUCUUGCCGAUAAUGGAGGAUAUGAAGAUGCUGCCUGGCUUGGAGCAGAAGUUGGCUUGUUUUCAGAAAUAAGCGAGAUAUAUACCAAACUUGAUAAACAUGAGAAGGCGCUCGCGGGAUAUGCUCGUGGGAAACAAUCCAAAUGGAUGUUCAAUUACCUAAAAAGGUUUAUACCAGAUCCCUUUUGUUGUUUAGCCCCCGGAGCUCAAAGAGGCGUAUUGGGAUUAUCUGACCUCUGGGAAUAGGUUUAAGUCAGCGAUUGAGCCUUGUUGCUGGAAACAGUAUAUGUACCUCUACUACUUAAAGGAAUUUGGAGGGAGCGAUACGUUUCUCGACGAGUUUGGAAAAAGAGCUCUUAUUCUUACCGGAUCUCUAGAGGAGCAAGAAAUCGCUUUCUCUAGACUUCAUCUGAUGAGCAAACUUUUCCACUUGCUCAGCACGAACAGGAGAUACGUGGAAGCUUACGAGGUUGGAACCAGUACCGGGCCCCUGGAGAUCUCGAUUCAGUUGCUAAGUGACCAAAUCUUGUUGAAAAAUCCAAAUUGGGGACAGGGGGAACAGUUGGACAUGACGUGUGAGUUUCUGCAAGCAGAGCAUAUUGAAGCCAAUCCCGGGCCAAGAACCGGAGCAGACGGGAAGAUCCACAAAGUGCUACGGGCAGCAAGCAAGAAAGGGAACCGACAGAUCAACUCGUUUAUCGGAAGGUGGGAAGCUAUUAAUCUAGCGCUCGAUAGCUUUGAUUGGUAUAAGACGAGUAUAGAGACGGGGGUGCUUAGUGAUGUGCAGAUUGCUGGAUAUGUGGAUAUUCUGGUUUGUUCCUAUGAAAUCUCUAUGCGGUUCUCCCCCCUAACUCCCCGAUAGGUAACCAGGAGCGCAUAUCCGAACAACGAAUUCCGGCUUCCUUUUGA